AUGAGAACCAAGCAUUUCACUGGAAACCGGCCGAGUCAUUAUCAAAUGUAUGAGGAACUAGACGAGGACGACGCUGCCUAUCUUUUGAUGGACUUAUCAAAGGCUCAAGCCAUUCGCUUUGAACUGACUACUCCAGUAUCAAGUCCUAAUGAGGAAGAAGCAGCUGCGGGCAACUCUUCUGUUGGAUCAUAUGAUCACCAAGGCGAUUGCGCACAAAGGGGAUUCCCUUGUUAUACAACUCAAGAAAUCGUCAAAAGGGUGAGAGUAAUUCCCGGGGAUGCACGUGUGCUUGAACUGAGUUUGCGCCUGGAGGAUUUAGUCCGAGCAGUACUCCGAAUCUUCUCAUCAAAACUGGCACCGAAAGGCGUUUAUUCAUGGAAGCCACUGUAA
Molecule: messenger RNA, 390 nt
Organism: Oldenlandia corymbosa var. corymbosa
Lineage: Eukaryota; Viridiplantae; Streptophyta; Magnoliopsida; Gentianales; Rubiaceae
Source: the annotation of a GenBank genome assembly